AAGCCUCUGAACAAUCGGUGAAUAUCGAUAUGGAUGAAAACAGUAAUGGAACUCAAUGUGCAUCGUGUUUAAUGGAGAUUUUUAAAGAUUAUGAAUAUUUAUAUGAAGAUACAUCUAACACUACCAAAUUAAAACACCAUAAACCACUCCGCUAUGAUAUAGAUGACUAUAAUACUAUUAACUUAACCAUGUCCGUUACAACUAUUGAUAGAUCUAAAAUUGACCGUUACGUUAACACAACUACAAGAUAUGUAGCUGAUUUUUACAAUAUAGAACCUGCAGCGGGUAAAAUUAAGAUCAAAGAAGACAUUAUUACUGGAGUCUUAACAAAUAAUACAGUAUGGUAUGUGCCAGAACAAUAUCCAUGUUGGGACUUGCCUGUACUUUAUGCCCAAUUAGGCAAAAGAAGACGGUCAUCUGAAGUAUUUCUUGUUUAUAGUGGAAGUUUAAGGAAUGUUAUUGAUGAGGGAGAUUCUGAUUUGCCGUUACCAAAAUCAUUCAAUGUGCCAGCGGAGCAAACAUUAAAUAAAUGGUGUGCAGUAAGCCCCUGCUAUGGAGAUCACACGUUGUGCGUGUUUGCAGAUAAAACUAUUUCCCAUAUCUGUGAUAAGGGCUACCAAGUUUUAGUUCCCAAUAUGGUGGAACAGAUAGCUCUGGUCAAUACUGUGAAUUCUAUGCGUAACCGUGUAGCUAAUGGUGUAGCCGAUAGGUAUAAACAUCUGCCUACUGCAGCCAACAUGGAGCAAAUUAUAUACGAUUUUGAUUUAGAAAAGAUGUCUAAAGCGUGGCUCCGACAAUGUUUACCCGGCCCAGCGCCUUGUUCUGCUCUCGACGGCAACUAUGUAACACAACUUGAGUGUACCAAAUAUGCAGAACUGUGCUGUGUUGCUUCGUACAGAAAAAAAUCUGCUUCUAAAUGCAUACCGAAGGCUGAAUGUUUUGUGUCUCCGAUUAUUGGAUGUAUCCAUGCAUGGUUUUGGAGCGCUGGCAGCAGGCUCACGAAAACUGACGUGGAAUGCGGUCACCCUGCCCCUUCCACUUUUCACACGAUCCAGUUGUUAUGGGCACAUACAACUAAAAUAGGUUGCGCCUAUGGUAAAAGGCCUAACGGAGAUGUCAGAGUUGUAUGCAGUUUCGCACCAGGAGCACCUUUUUAUAUAGACACUAAACUCUACUGUGGUCUUAUCGCCCAUAGAGAUGUAACACACCGGUUAUCAAUACAAGGAGAUAUAACUAGUGUAUCCUUUCUGUCCGACAUAGGAAUACAAUUGAAACCAUUAACUGACGAGACAGAAGUUCUUGCUCCUCGCGCAGUACCUACAAACGUACGAAUUUCUGAUGCGGAAAAUAUAAAUAAGAUUUAUAAACAAGGGUGGUUGAGGAAAAAGAUUCCUCAUAAUACGAACGAAACUACAGGUUUGAUUGCAAGAUUGGUAACUAAAUACACUUUUUAUGAAGGUAGCGAGGCGCGAUGCGACACCGAAGAGCCAGUAUAUAUAUCAGGAGAGCCGGGUUCCCUGUGUGUCGAAAGAGGCAGAAGGUUCAGUGCCCUGUGUUACGAUUUUCGAGAUCCUACGCCAGGAUAUAGAUUAGUAGCAGUAUUGGCUCCUGCUGCUUUAUUCUCGUUGAUUUUAUUUGAUUUGUUUAGCGGUGUGAUGCGGCAUAAUAUCAAUUGAUUGGUAGUUAUUAAUAUUAAUGAAUGGUCAUGAUUAUUUAUCUUCAGUGAGUCAUAAGUUUACACCAAGUUACUAACUAUUAUACAUUCAUUUCUCGUGCUAUACAUUGGAAUUGUAUAUAUAGAAUUUCAUUUGAAUUAAUUAAAGGUGAAUGAUUACUAUAAGCUGCCUCCUUUUAAUAAUACAAAAUAAAAAACAAAUUAUGUUAGUAAUUAAACAACAAGGAAAUACCACGGAUAUUGUUAUAACAUUUUUGAUAGUACUCAAUUUGCAAUCAAAAUUGUUUAAACAACCAUCAUUCUAAUUAAAUAUUUUAAAAUUGUAAGCCUCUAUUUUAUAUUCCUUUCGAAAUUAAAUAAAGAAAUGUUUCAUAAAUAGUUUAACAGACAAA
Manduca sexta (tobacco hornworm) is the source of this 2067-nucleotide messenger RNA. RefSeq lists its product as uncharacterized. NCBI's taxonomy places the organism in Eukaryota, Metazoa, Arthropoda, Insecta, Lepidoptera, Sphingidae. The transcript is spliced from 2 exons. Bases 30 to 1676 code for a protein of 548 amino acids. The record is from RefSeq and is a predicted model, not a curated record.